UUUUUGAGAGUUGUUUUGUUCCAGGGUUGUUACGUAACAGAGUCAAAUAGAAAAACACAUUGGAGAAGUGUGGAAGCCAGGCAGAAACGCAGCAAACGUAUUCCAUCUCAUUCCUGUUUCAGCCAUAGAGCUCAAAGCAACAUAUUCACUGCUGCUCAUGUGCAUCGCCUUCCUCCUCACUGGCAAUGAAGCUCAGAAACCUCGACGGGGACCUGUAAAGCCUAAACGGGACACAUUCUGUCCUGAUGCUCCUCUGCAGUUUAACCCAUCACGCAAAGGAUAUCCCCGUCCAAGUUGCUGUAUGUCUGUUGAAGAGAAAAUCCCACGGCGCGUACUGCUAUUAGUUUCCAAAUGUGAGAAACAGCGCAUAUAUGGUGCCUGCCACAUUGAAGCACUGAUAUUACAUAUCAGAAGAGGAACGGUCUGUGCACAUCCCAGACUGUUGAGGAAUCUGAAGAAGAUUCGAGAAUCCCAAACCGGCUUAAAUGCAACAAGAAAUCAAUAAAUGAGAUUGUUAUAUCUGUUUAUAAUCCUGGUGGCAGAGAUAUAGUUUCAAUAUAUGCUGCUUUGGAUGUUUUAAAAGUCUUUUUCAGCUAAUAGUACCAGACAUUAUGCAGGUUACCACAAUAUACAGUAUAAGUUCUUUGCUUGCUCUUCUUUUUAGUGAAAUAAAACCUUUUUUUUGGCUGUG
Molecule: messenger RNA, 691 nt
Organism: Carassius gibelio (silver crucian carp)
Lineage: Eukaryota; Metazoa; Chordata; Actinopteri; Cypriniformes; Cyprinidae
Product: C-C motif chemokine 28
Exons: 3
Coding region: 158-505 (115 amino acids)
Biological process (GO): immune response
Cellular component (GO): extracellular region
Molecular function (GO): chemokine activity
Source: RefSeq, a predicted model, not a curated record